Molecule: messenger RNA, 339 nt
Organism: Ascochyta rabiei
Lineage: Eukaryota; Fungi; Ascomycota; Dothideomycetes; Pleosporales; Didymellaceae
Product: Tyrosinase
Exons: 1
Coding region: 1-339 (112 amino acids)
Source: RefSeq, a predicted model, not a curated record
AUGUUCAGGUAUUUGGAUUGGUCACAGGUUGCUGAGCCCCAGAACCCUGACUCGAAUAAGGUCUUUGGCUCUGCUAUUGUUGACCCUAACGCUGGUUUCGGCGGCAAUGGUGACUACAUUGCUCCAAACAACCAGACGAACCCGUAUAACGUUACCAGCAGCACUGGUGGUGGAUGCGACCAAGACGUUCUAUUCGUACUGACUAACUUUAUGCUUAACUUUUUCGCGAGAGAUUGUCUGAGACGCGACUUCAAUCCCAGCACCAUGAACACCUGGGCCGAUCUCAAAUCAGUGAAAGACGUGCUUGCGCAGAAAGAUUGUAUGAAAUGUCAGGGCUAA